Molecule: messenger RNA, 3965 nt
Organism: Tribolium castaneum (red flour beetle)
Lineage: Eukaryota; Metazoa; Arthropoda; Insecta; Coleoptera; Tenebrionidae
Product: proteoglycan 4
Exons: 6
Coding region: 137-3775 (1212 amino acids)
Biological process (GO): proteolysis
Molecular function (GO): serine-type endopeptidase activity
Source: RefSeq, a predicted model, not a curated record
CCUUGAAACUGACCCACAUGUGGUGGGACGAAGAUGCGCAAGGUAUAAAGGUGAUGAGCCACAGCCGCCUCGGAUCAGUGUCACUCUUCGCCGUGUGAUUGUGAUCGCGAAGUGUGCUGUGGAAUUACGAAGCAAAAUGUCUCCACUAUCCCUAGUGGGGAUAAUCCUAGUCACCCUCUCCCCCUCCCUGGCGGACGUCUCCCACGUCCUGGACGGCUCAGCCCACCCCCCUGACCCCCAAGCCGUCAACCAUCUCGCCACCCCUGAACAGUACUGGUGGAUGAACUCAAACUCACCCCUCAAAGCCGCCUACGACUACUACAAAAAAUGCAACGCCAAAGGCAACUGCAUCACGCCCAUAAACCCAGACGCCGCCCCACAACCCUUCCAACCCCAGCCCCACCCCCAGCCGCUCGACGUCAAACACAACCCCUUCCUCAACGGUAAAUACAACCCCCAGGAAAACACCGCCAAAUUAAACGAAGGCGGUAACAUUGACAUUGCGAAAAACCCGUUUUUGAGCGGGAAAGUUGUGACCAGUGGCGGCGGCGACGCAGUCGUCAAAGGACAGGAUGGUUUCCUGGGGGUGCAACCGGCACAGCCCUUCAAAAAACCGGGAUUUGCAACCACACAUCCUUUGGAUGCGAAGAAAAAACCUGGAUUUGCUACAACUCACCCCUUGGAGAAGACGUCCAAGAAAACAGGGGUGGAGUGCAAGGGGGCGGGUUUUGGUUGCGUCGAAAAAAAGUUGUGCGUUAAUGGAGUGGUGAAUAAAAAUGGAGAAGGAUUGUUGCAGACGAGGAGUGAUGUGCAUUACUGUACCGACGAGGAAGUCUGCUGCCAACUCAACAACCUGAACGAAAUCACGCAAGGAAAGAGCUCAGUUCCGGGCUCAACGAUUAAAUUCGCCGGAGGCGCCGGAUUCAGUCCCGGAUUCAUCCACGUUCAACCAUUGAACGUCCAACCAGAUAUUGUUUUCGCAGGAGAACAUGGACACCACUCAAGCUCAAGUACCUCAAAAUCGAUCAGAGAUACCUCAUUGAGCCCCAAUUCAGUGUUCUCAAGCACAGUCGAUUAUAGCGACACGAAGUUUGAUAGCGAUGUAAGAUUCGCUUCGACUUUCCAAGGACCGGCUUAUCUACCCCCAGUCGCCCCAACUACCCCUAAACCCAAACCCUUCGAACAGUCGAGCAUCGACAACCAGUACGUCACACGCCCGACCCCACCGAAAUACGUGCCGCCAAGUCCGACGGUUCCGACCCCUUCUCCGACCUACAGGCCGACCCCUUCUCCGACCUACAGGCCGACCCCAUCCCCGACUUAUAGACCGACCCCAUCUCCGACCUACAGGCCUGCCCCAUCUCCAACAUAUGCACCUGCCCCAUCUCCAACUUAUAAACCAGCCCCAUCUCCAACCUACAGGCCUGCCCCAUCUCCGACAUAUGCACCUGCCCCAUCUCCUUCUUAUAGGCCUGCCCCAUCUCCAACUUACAGGCCUGCCCCAUCUCCGACAUUUGCACCGGCACCGUCUCCAACAUACAGACCGACCCCAUCUCCAACCUACAGACCUGCCCCAUCUACAAGUAGGGAGUAUCUGCCACCAGUUUCCCCAACUUCGAGACCAAGCACUGCGAUAACACAUUAUCAACCUCCUCAAACUACUCAACGGCCGUAUCAACCACCAUAUCAACCUCCUCAAACAACGCAAAGACCGUAUCAACCGCCUUAUCAACCCCCACAAACAACGCCAAGACCGUACCAACCUCCUCAAACAACACCAAAACCAUAUCAACCACCUUAUCAACCUCCCCAGACCACGCCAAGACCGUAUCAACCUCCUCAAACAACUCCAAAACCGUAUCAACCUCCAUAUCAACCUCCUCAAACAACACCAAGACCGUAUCAACCCCCAUAUCAACCUCCUCAAACAACACCACGACCAUAUCAACCCCCUUAUCAACCUCCUCAAACAACGCCAAGACCGUAUCAACCCCCAUACCAACCUCCACAAACGACCCAACGGCCUUAUCAACCCCCUUAUCAACCAUCAACUUCAAGACCAACCACAAGUCGGGAGUAUUUACCCCCCCAGCCAUCAUCUCCAAGACCUCCAAGUCCAUUCGUACCCCAACAAACAACCCCCAGGCCCACGUAUCAACCCCAGCCCAUCCCUAGUGUACCCCAACCGCGUCCAACGCCACCUCCCUACAGACCAAGUCCCCAACCAAGCUCCACCCCCGGAUAUCAAUACCCCAGUCCUAGCCCCCAACCCCCAUACCGACCAAGUCCUUCAAUUCCUCAACCAAGUCCCCAGCCACGCCCACGUCCGACCUCUCCCCCAUUCCGCCCAACUCCCUCCAUACCCCAAUUCCCAUCACCCUCAACUCCACAAUACACACCAGCGCCACCGCAACCUCAACAACCAACCGGCGGUUACGAGUACCCUAAACCGACCCCAACUUUCGGGUACCCCACACCACGACCGGGCGGUUCCAGCAGCAACGUCAAUAAUCAGUAUGUACCCCCUCCCAAAAAACCCACAGAAGGUGACCAAAGUUCCGAUGCUGCCAACCUUGAUGGUACUAUUUUACGUCCAACGACCCCCCGAGCCCAAUUCCAAGGCGAACUCAACACAGCCCCACCACCAGGAUGUGCAGCUGCUCUUAAAUGUGUACAAGAAAUUUACUGUACAGCAGAAGGGGUCAUUUCUCCAGUACCAGUAGUACUAACAAAAGAACAAGAAUUGAGCCGAGUACCGACGACGGUGUGUCAAGACACCGAAUCGGGUAUCAUCGGGAAGUGUUGUCGCGACCCCAAUUAUAAAGAUCCAUGGCCGUCUGCGAAUCUCGUAAAUGGGGUAGACGACGGACAAUACAAAGAAGACGACAGUAUCGGGCAAUAUUCACCCGAUUUACAAAGAAACGUACGAUCGGAGACAGGGGGCCCACGACAGGAUGCCUCAAAUAUCAACGUAAAUGUACAACAGCCCCAACCAAAAUGUGGGGAAAGGCACCCAAAUACCAGCCCGAAGGGCCCGGGCCCCCUUGAUGUCAAUUUCGCCGAAAUACCAUGGCAGGCCAUGGUUUUGCGCGACUCCAAUCGCAGUCUUUUGUGCGGGGGGGCGAUAAUCAGGCGCAAUGCUGUCAUCACCGCCGCACACUGCGUUGAAGGGCUUGAAACGAGCGAUAUUUUGGUGAAAGGGGGCGAAUGGAAGCUCGGUAUUGACGAAGAGCCUCUACCUUUCCAAAUUGUUAAGGUGGCAGUGGUGGUGCGUCAUCCACAGUACCAACCUGGUUCCUUCGUCAAUGAUUUAGCCCUUUUGGUUUUGGAGGAGAAACUAAGACCGUCGAAAAAUAUCGGAACUUUGUGCCUUCCUCCGCCUAAUCAAAUUCCGACCGAAAAUUGCAUAGCCACCGGUUGGGGCAAAAGAAUCUUACAACUUCACGCCAAAGGUGCGAUUAUGCAUUCGAUAAACGUCAAUGUUAUGGAUAAUCAGCAAUGUCAAGAGACUCUAAAGAGCAAAUUCCAACACGCUGUUGGGAAUCACAGCCCGAAUACGCUGUGUGGCUACUCGGACAUCGACCAGUGCAAGGUGGACUAUGGUAGUGCAAUGGCUUGCUACAAGGACGGUGGCUACACCCUCUCGGGGAUUUACGCGUGGGACACUGGGUGUAAACAAGAGGGGCAAAUCGGUGGUUAUGUGGCCCCCGACGUUGAUUGGAUCGAAUCGACGUUAGCUAAGCCAAUCACAGAGCUCAAAAAACUCGAACAUUAGUGAGAUUUAAUAAGACGAGGUGAAUUAAUCAGGGAUGUGUUGCGAGGGUUAAAGUAUCGAAAACUGCCAUAUUGGACCGUGUAAUAUAAAUCUAAUUGUAAUUAUUUGAUUUUUUAUUUAAGUGUAAUACUGUACUAGGUUAGAUAUUAUUUAUAACCGACUUGGUAAAUAAAAUUAUUUUAAUAUAAAA